AUGCACUUGAAUCAUUUCAAUGAUCUAGAUUCUGCUCAUGGUAAGUUGAGUUUCUUACUUGGUAGGCGUUUCUACGAUGAACAACAUCCUCUUUGCUAUACUGAGUAUGAUGAAAAUUUAAACUGUUUUACUAGAACAACAAGGAUCAAUUUAAGACCUCCGUUUGAUAAUUUGCACUUUCUUGGUUCAUGUAACGGCGUACUCUGUUUCUUAGCAUACCUUGAUAUUUGUUCUAUGCAACCUGCUUAUAUUUGUAAUUUCAUCACAAGGGAGUACACUAUCCUUCCAAAAUAUGAAGGAUAUGGUUUUUUAAAUGGAUUUGGUUACAUUCCUUCAACCAAUGAGUACAAAAUUGUUAGAAUCUGUAAAGACGAGGGAGAUCCAAAUUAUGGAAUUGUUCAGGUAUACACUCUUGGCAGUGUAAUUGUAUGUAGAAAUGGUAAAAAGAUGGACUAUGAUGAUUUGAUGUCUUUUGAUCAACCUGGUGAGUUUGCGAAUGGAGCUAUUCAUUGGGUGAACUACAAAGAAACUAUUGUUGCCUUUGAUUUGAUUGAUGAAGAUUUUCGACAACUUCCAUCACCACCCUGUAAUAUGCAGCUUUUUGUUAUGCUACAUGUUGUAAGCGGUUUUUUAUGUGCAUGCUAUCGUCAUUCUGAAGGUUCAGACAUAUGGGUUUUAAAGAAGAAUGAAAGUAAUCAUGAUGUGAUUUGGAGUAAAGAGUUUAGUAAUAUUAAUGGAAAACCAAUCAUCUUUACAAAUACUGGUGGGCUGUUAUGCUUCGUUUAUAGGGAUAGAAAAGUCUAUCUAUAUGCUUCUAAAGCUUCAUCUUCCAAAAUACUUGUGAAUGAAGAACAAAACUUUGAAAUUGGAGUUCCUCACAAGAAUACCUUAGUGUCAUUGAAAGCGUUGGGAGAAACUGAUACAAAACUAAUGGAUACAGCCGAAAUAGAAAGUUAUAGCGAGGAGACAGAAAACAAUGAUCAUUAG
This is a messenger RNA of Papaver somniferum (opium poppy), 987 nucleotides long. Its product is annotated as F-box protein At3g07870-like. The record is from RefSeq and is a predicted model, not a curated record. Lineage: Eukaryota; Viridiplantae; Streptophyta; Magnoliopsida; Ranunculales; Papaveraceae. The transcript has a single exon. The coding region runs from base 1 to 987 and encodes 328 amino acids.